Messenger RNA from Ochotona princeps (American pika), 363 nucleotides. Its product is annotated as large ribosomal subunit protein eL31-like. The record is from RefSeq and is a predicted model, not a curated record. The transcript has a single exon. NCBI's taxonomy places the organism in Eukaryota, Metazoa, Chordata, Mammalia, Lagomorpha, Ochotonidae. Gene Ontology annotation, molecular function: structural constituent of ribosome. Gene Ontology annotation, cellular component: ribosome; cytosolic large ribosomal subunit. Bases 1 to 363 code for a protein of 120 amino acids. Gene Ontology annotation, biological process: cytoplasmic translation.
AUGGUUCUCGCAAAGAAGGACAGCGAGAAGGGCUAUUCUGGCAUCAACGAGGUGGCGAUACCAGAGCACACCAUCAACAUUCACAAAAGCAUCCACAGAGUGGACAUCAAGAAGCUGGUUCGUUGGGCACUGAAACAGAUUUGGAGGUUUGCCACAAAAGAGAUGGGGACUCCAGAUGUGUGCAUUGAUCCCAGGCUGAACAAAGCUGUCUGGGCCAAAGGAAUAAGGAAUGUCCUAUAUCACAUCCAUUUGAGAUCAACCAGAAAACAUAAGGAGAAUGAAGACUCGCCACACAAGCUCUCUACUUUGGUUACCUAUGUACUUGUCACCACUUUCAAAAUCUACACUGUAGAUGAGAACUAA